This is a messenger RNA of Drosophila subobscura, 948 nucleotides long. Its product is annotated as putative tricarboxylate transport protein, mitochondrial. Bases 20 to 925 code for a protein of 301 amino acids. Lineage: Eukaryota; Metazoa; Arthropoda; Insecta; Diptera; Drosophilidae. The record is from RefSeq and is a predicted model, not a curated record. The transcript has 3 exons. Gene Ontology annotation, biological process: mitochondrial citrate transmembrane transport.
CAAAAGGCAUAAAGUAAUAAUGCAGCCGCCUGUGCCAUCUCCCGUUGCAGCCAACAGUGGAGAAAAAGGUCUGAAGGGCAUCAUUGCCGGCGGUAUUACUGGUGGGUUGGAAAUUCUCAUCACUUACCCCACGGAGUUCGUGAAGACACAACUGCAGCUGGACGAGAAGGGGGAACUGAAGAAAUUCAAUGGCAUCGCCGACUGUGUGACGAAAACGGUCAAGAAUAAGGGAUUCUUUGGCCUCUAUCGCGGCUUGAGCGUGUUGCUGCUGGGCAGCAUACCAAAAAGUGCAGCCAGGUUUGGGGCCUUUGAGUUCUAUAGCACUAAGAUGCGCGGUGAUGGUGGAGAACUGACCAUGACGAAACGCUUCUUCUCCGGCAUGUUGGCUGGCAUGACAGAGGCGGUUGUGGCCGUCACACCAAUGGAGACAAUCAAGGUGCGUUUCAUCAGCGAUCAACGAAGCGCAAAGCCCAAGUACAAGGGUCUGUUUCAUGGCAUUGGGCAGAUCUUCAAGAGUGAAGGAAUUGGUGGCAUUUACAAGGGACUGCCAGCCACUGUGGUGAAGCAGGGCUCCAAUCAGGCCAUUCGUUUCUUUGUGCUCUUCUCGCUGAAGGACUUGUACACGGGCAAAGACCGGACAAAGUCGGUGCCAAAAGUGUUGGUUGGUAUUUUUGGUGCCAUUGCCGGUGCCGCAUCGGUGUUUGGCAAUAAUCCCAUCGAUGUGGUCAAGACACGCAUGCAGAGCUUGGAUGCGGCUAAAUACAAGAACUCGGUGGACUGUGCCCUGAAGAUCAUACGCCACGAGGGUCCCAUGGCCUUCUACAAAGGCACAGUGCCACGCCUGGGCAGAGUCUGUCUCGAUGUGGCCAUUACAUUCAUGAUCUACGAUUCGAUUAUGGAUUUGUUUAAUUUAGUUUGGAAAUAGAUUUAAACAUUAAUUAAAUAUUG